This is a messenger RNA of Ictidomys tridecemlineatus (thirteen-lined ground squirrel), 2746 nucleotides long. RefSeq names its product melanoma antigen preferentially expressed in tumors. Lineage: Eukaryota; Metazoa; Chordata; Mammalia; Rodentia; Sciuridae. Gene Ontology annotation, cellular component: cytoplasm. The record is from RefSeq and is a predicted model, not a curated record. Gene Ontology annotation, biological process: negative regulation of DNA-templated transcription; negative regulation of cell differentiation; positive regulation of cell population proliferation.
CGUAGGGCAACCUUGGCCGCCUCCCCAGCUACCACCCCUUCCCCAAGGGCCCUGUUUUCCCUCCGAAAGUGGGUUAUCACAGUUUAGAACUGAGAUGAAGAGCAUAAUAACUUCAUAUAACUUGAAUUAGCCAAAGUACCUGCUUCGGAGAAGUAGCCAUAGGGAAGCGAUUUAGACAACGUAAUUCAUCUUAUGGAGGCGUGUGGGUUUACGGUUUGAUCUCAUUUGCUGCCUGGGGUAGCUGCUCUUAAGGAUUGGCCCCUCUGGAGGAUCCAGGAGGUAUUAGGAGGUGGGGGCAGCUCAGCCAGAGGCAUCAGAAUUCCAGGAAGAAGCUAGCAGCUCAGGAGGGUGAGAGGAGGGCCGAAAAUCGGCUGCAGGUCAAUGUACUUGAGGGGAAGGAGCAAUUGUGACUAACACAGGGUCUGCCACUCAAAUUGCCCUCCAGUUCAGCUGAAAAAAACUGGUGCUGAGGUUUGGGAUGACAAGUAGAGUCCCUCCCAAAAGACAGGAUUGAAGCCAGGUGUAGUUGUGCUGGCCUGUAGUCCCAGCAACUCCGGAGGCUGAGGAAAAAGGCAAGUUGGAGGCUACCCUGAGCAAUUUAGUGAGAACAUGGUUCAAGAUAUAAAGGAAAAAGGAUUGGGAAUGUAGGUCGAUGGUAGGGAGUUGCUGAAUUCAAUCCUCAGUACCUCAAAAAUAUAUUAGUAAAAUAUAGAAGAGCAGGAUUGAGGCUCCACUGCUGUUUUCUCCGUAGUAAUGGCAGGGGCUGUUGCUUCCUAACUAGUUAUGUUAAAACAUGAUCUCAUUGCUUUUGGAGCAUUUUGGUUAUUGCUCACAGACUUGUUUGGAAACUUGUGACUGAUACAGCUGGACAUCUAGAAAACGAAGUAUUGGAGAACCUGAGGCCAGUCAGAGUUGUGUCAGUGUGCAGAAGACGUUUCAGGAUUCCUUUUAGAACAGAGAUUCAUCAGGAUGAGCAUGUGGGCUCCACCAAGGCUCCUGGAACUGGCUGGGCAGAGUCUGUUGAGGAAUGAGGCCUUGGCAGUUGCUGCUCUGGAGGAGCUCCCCACAGAGCUCUUCCCACCUCUGUUCACGGUGGCCUAUGCUGAGCGACGCAGUAAGACCCUGAAGGCGAUGGUGCAGUCCUGGCCCUUUGCCUGCCUCCCUCUAGGAUCCCUGAUGAAGGAGUGGCAGCCUCACCAGGAGAACUUCCAAGCUGCACUCAAUGGGCUUGAUGUGCUGCUUGCUCAGGAAGUUCGCCCCAGGAGAUGGAAACUGCAAGUGCUGGAUUUACGCAAGAAUGCUCAUCGGGACUUCUGGACCAUAUGGUCUGGAAGCAGAGCUAGUGUAUAUUCACUGAUGGAGCCAGAGGCCACCCAGCCCAUGAAGAAGAAGCGAAGAGUGGACGGUUGCAGAAUGAGGGGGAAGCAGCCCUUGGCUCCUGUAGAAGUGCUUAUAGACCUGUGCCUCAAGGAAGGCAGCCGUGAUAAAUUGCUUGCUUCCCUCAUUGAGAAGGUCAAGCAAAAGAAAGGUUUACUACACCUGUGCUGUAAGAAAUUGAAGAUUUUUUCAGUGCCCAUGCAGAAUAUUAAGAUGAUUCUGAAAAUGGUGCAGCUGGACUCUGUCCAGGAUUUGGAAGUGAAUUGUACCUGGAAAUUGUCCACCUUAGGGAAGUUUGCUCCUCAUCUAGGCCAGAUGGGUAAUCUGCGCAGGCUCCUUCUUUCCCACAUCCACAUGUCUUCCUACACUUCCUUGGAGGAGGAGGAGCAUUGCGUUAGUCAGUUCACCUCUCAGUUCCUCAGUCUUCAUCACCUCCAGGAGCUGUAUUUGGAUUCUGUCUCCUUCCUCAAAGGCCGUCUGAACCAAGUGCUCAGGUCCCUGAAGAGUCCCUUGGAGACAUUGUCAAUCACUAACUGCCUGCUUUCAGAGUCAGAUUUGACACAUCUGUCCCAAUGCCCCAACAUCAGUCAGCUGAAGGAUCUGGGUUUGAGUGGGGUCAAUCUGACCUGUGUAAGUUUUGAGCCCCUCCAGGUUCUAUUAGAGAGAACCUCCACCACUCUCCAGGAUCUGGACUUAGAUGAAUGUGGGAUCAUGGACUCCCAGUUCACUGCUAUCCUGCCUGCCUUGAGCCACUGCUCCCAGCUCACAACCUUCAGCUUCUGUGGGAAUCCCAUCUCCAUGGCUGUGUUAGAGAACCUCCUGCUCCACACCAUUGGGCUGAGCAAGUUAAGUCAUGUAAUGUAUCCUGCCCCACUGGAGAGUUAUGAAGAUGUUGAGGGUACCCUCCACCUGGGGAGACUUGCCUACCUGCAUGCCAAGCUGAAGCAAAUGCUGCGCGAUUUGGGGAGGCCAGGCAUGGUCUGGUUCAGUGCCAACCCCUGUCCUCACUGUGGUGACAGGACCUUCUAUGACCCAGAACCCAUUCUGUGUCCCUGUUACAUGCCUACUUAGAUGAAUGCAUAUAUCCACAGCUUUAUUUGGGGCACUUGGACACAAAAGCUCAGAAAGUAACCACAUUUAGAAAAAAAGCCAGUUUUGUUUUCAGUUAAGUGGGAAAAAGGUGAUGGGAGUGGGGGCAGAUGUUUACUUAGAGUUUUUUGUAUCUUUGGUGAGAUGCAUCUUAUAAAGUUAGAAGUAUGGAUCUGAAUUUCUAGAAGAGUUUGAUUCAGGCUUGAGAGAUACAUGUGGGAGUUAUCCCUGCAUGGAUAGCUGUAAAGAAAUGGCCAGAAAUAAAGAACCUCAAUGCAAA